AGAAAACGAAUCGUUUUCUUGUGGCGGUGAGAAUCGGUGAAUUCAAAGCGGUUAAACUAAACUAUUGUGGAAGUAUUAUUCUAAGUGAAAAUAAUAUGCAUUUAUUUUGGAGGGAUAGUCCACCUCGUGCUAACACUUCACGGAAUAACGUUGGAGAUAGAAGGGAAAAAAGACCAAAUGUAACAAAGCAACCACGCAGCAAAAAAGUAAGAAUGGAUCAAGAUGCAUGCCUCGCAGUUGAGAAGGAACUUGACCGCGUUAUGACUAGGUUUGAUGAAUUGCAAGAAUCCACCGGAGCUUGCUUUGUUGAGGUUGCAACGUUGUAUGAAGAUUUGUUGGAAACAUUGCAUAAAGCCGAACAAGAAAUGGUAAACAUUUACAAUACAAGUACACAAGUGGAUGGACCAGGUGAUAUUGAGAUGUCGGAUGAAUCGGACAUGCAAGUGGAAAUGGAACCUGCUCCUGCUCGUUUAUCAGAGCCACAAAUAAAUAAUAUUUUGGAUACAUUACGCAAAGCUAAUGAGAGAGUACAACAAUUAUCGAUAAAUCAUAGAGAUAUACAUGGCACCGUAUCGAAAGUUGGAAAAGUGAUUGAUCGUAAUUUUGUUUCAGAUUAUACAGCCAUAACACGUAUUGAUGCACUACAAGAUGAUCAUAAUAUGAUGUUAUUAAAUAAAGUUAUGGCUAAGCAUUAUUGUCGUCAAGGUAUGGAUGAUGUAGCACAGCUACUCAUUAAAGAAUCUGGUAUGCCAGAAGAAAUGGCACAAGAGGUUUUUGCUUCAGAAAGCAGUUUUGCUGAAGUUUAUAGCAUUUGGAAAGCUAUACAACAACAGGAAUUGGGACCUGCAUUAGAAUGGGCUGCACGUUAUUCCAAUGAAUUAAUUGCAAAGAAUUCAUCGUUGGAAUUUAAAUUACAUCGUUUAGCAUUUCUUCAGAUUGUAUCGCGCGGCAUGGAUGCACAAGCUGAGGCAAUCGCUUAUGCCAGAAAUAAUUUUUCAAAAUUUAUUGAUCGUUUCGAAACUGAAAUACCAACUUUAAUGGGUUGUUUUAUAUAUCUUCCAUUGGGCAUUGAGAAAUCACCAUAUGCACAUUUAAUUUCUCCAGAAAUUUGGACUGAAGCUUCAUAUAUAUUUAUGAAAGAUGCUUGCAAUACGCUUGGUAUAAGCAAGAAUUCUGCAUUGUCAGUUGUUAUCAACGCUGGAUGUACUGCUUUACCGGCACUGUUGAAUAUAAAACAAGUUAUGCAGUCUCGCCAAGUGUUGAGCAUUUGGAGUGGACGUGAUGAGCUGCCAAUUGAAAUUGAAUUGGAUCCUGAAAAUCGUUAUCAUUCAAUAUUUGCUUGUCCCAUAUUACGACAGCAAACCACUGAAGAUAAUCCGCCAAAGAGAUUAACUUGUGGGCAUGUGAUUUCAAAUGAUGCUUUACAUAAACUUAGCAAUGCACAUAUACUAAAAUGUCCAUACUGCCCGGUAGAACAAAACGCUGAUGAAGCAGUUCGUAUUUAUUUUUAAGUUGUAUGGAAUAAAUAUACAUUCUAAUUCAAUGCGCCUCCUAUAAUGCAAAUAUAAUGGGUGAUUAUAUUAUAUUUAUAAUAUCUACACAACAAACGUGUGCCAACACAGCGCAGAAAUUUAUUUUAAGUUAUUUUAAUAAGUUAAACGUAUUUGUUUUUAUAGAAGCCAUUCGCACUUUAUGAAAUGGUUUACCAACGAAUUAAGAAAAUUUUAAUUUCUUUUGUAUUUAUUUUGAAAA
Messenger RNA from Teleopsis dalmanni, 1752 nucleotides. RefSeq names its product E3 ubiquitin-protein ligase RMND5A (gene Sou). The record is from RefSeq and is a predicted model, not a curated record. The transcript is spliced from 5 exons. Gene Ontology annotation, biological process: proteasome-mediated ubiquitin-dependent protein catabolic process. Bases 96 to 1511 code for a protein of 471 amino acids. Gene Ontology annotation, cellular component: cytoplasm; GID complex; nucleus. Gene Ontology annotation, molecular function: protein binding; ubiquitin protein ligase activity. NCBI's taxonomy places the organism in Eukaryota, Metazoa, Arthropoda, Insecta, Diptera, Diopsidae.